This is a messenger RNA of Pseudomassariella vexata, 675 nucleotides long. RefSeq lists its product as uncharacterized. NCBI's taxonomy places the organism in Eukaryota, Fungi, Ascomycota, Sordariomycetes, Amphisphaeriales, Pseudomassariaceae. The transcript has 6 exons. The record is from RefSeq and is a predicted model, not a curated record. The coding region runs from base 1 to 675 and encodes 224 amino acids.
AUGCACUUUGACCUGGACAAUAUCCGGCCUAAUUUCGACUGGUUCAAUAUUGUGGCGUAUGAUCAGCAUGGAGCCUGGGACGCGCAAUCUCAGUCUAUCGGUCCAUUCAUCGUAUCGCACACAGAUCUCUGGAUAACGCCAGGUUUGGGCCAUGGACCAGUGCGAUCAAGACGAAGACAACGGCCUCGCAUUGGCCAAAAGCGUCACGACGGGCAAGAAGAUGCCAACCAGAUAAGCCAGAAGUACAAUGGUGGGAUUUAUAGUUACUACUACAACGAGUUUAAUUCGAUGCCAACUAAGGAGGAACUUGAGAAGAAGGCCGAGGAGCUUGCCGAUGAGGCAGCGCUAAAUAUUACCUUCAAAGCCUUCUGCAGAACCAUUGUACUGGUUUUGCUGCCACCUAUGGAGUUUAUCAAGGCUAUCAUUCCCAUCAUUGGGGAAAGUCUCGAUAUCGCUGGACUUGGCUCAACGCCUGCUCUGAUCCAGUUGGGCACAGAAGGCAUCGAAAAGGAAGUGCACAAGUCCACCAUGAUCGAGACCAACAGGGGCAUCGACACCGAUUGGGAGGAGGCUACAUUACCUGUGAAGUCGCCGCCCGAGGCCUUGGUCGCUUCGCCUAGCCCUGAGAUGAUGGGGAAUAGUGAAGAGAAGAAAGCUGCGCCUAGCUUACUUUGA